AUGACCGUACGUGUCGUAUCAUACAAUAUCUUAGUACCUAGUUAUUCUGAUAAACCAGAGAUUUAUUCUAAAUGUCAACCUGAAUUUCUUAAAACUGAUUAUCGGUGGAAUCUGAUUCGAUCUCAAUUAGUACAAGAAAUUCAAAAUCAUGAAAAUACGAUCAUAUGUUUACAAGAACUCUCAUUGACAUUGCUACCAGAAUUUGAAUUAUUUUUUCGUCAGUUAAAUUAUACAUUAUUUCAUCAUUUGUAUGGUGGACGUCAUAACGAUUGUAUGGGCACAGGUAUUGCCAUUCCAGCUUCUACGGAACUUAAUUCACUUUAUAUUAUAAGAAUCGGAGAUCAUAUACACUCGAUCAGUAAACCUCGUAAAAAAAACGAAAAUUCUUUAACAUCAGAAUGUAAUUUAAACGAAUCUGAUACACAAGAAAUACUUCUUGAUACAUUAGAUCCAUGGGAAACUGCUAUGGGUAGAAUCAAUGCUCUCAUUUGUAUCAAAGUUACGAUUAACAAUAAAUCAAUUCAUAUAGGGACGUACCACAUGCCUUGCCUUUACAAAGAUCCUGAUGUUAUGUUGAUUCAUUCUUCAAUUGUGAAAGAUCUAAUGUUUCAUUUAGCAGGUAGACAAAAUUUUAUUCUUGCUGGUGACUUUAAUUUCGAUCCAGCAGAUAUUUGCUAUAAAGCCUUAACAGAAAAAAAUUAUCUUAAUUGUCGUUUACCGGAAUCUAGUAAAUAUGAAAUUUCCUAUCAACGUAAUGCUGAACAAGUAUUAAAAAGUGCUUAUCGAGAGAAAAAUGGGAUCGAACCAACUUACACAAACUUUGCUCAUACACCAAACUGUCCAGACUAUUGUGAUACAUUAGAUUAUAUAUUUUUUAAUGGUAAUCUUACUAUAGAGAAUGUGUUGGAAUUACCAGAUCAUCCUUUUGGUGAAUCUUAUCCAGAUGAAACACAUCCAUCAGAUCAUCUUAUGCUUGCAGCAACAAUUCAACUAUCGUAA
Rotaria sp. Silwood1 is the source of this 999-nucleotide messenger RNA. Lineage: Eukaryota; Metazoa; Rotifera; Eurotatoria; Philodinida; Philodinidae. The record is from the annotation of a GenBank genome assembly.